Messenger RNA from Trichomonas vaginalis G3, 894 nucleotides. RefSeq names its product KilA, N-terminal/APSES-type HTH, DNA-binding family. The coding region runs from base 1 to 894 and encodes 297 amino acids. The record is from RefSeq and is a predicted model, not a curated record. Lineage: Eukaryota; Parabasalia; Trichomonadida; Trichomonadidae. The transcript has a single exon.
AUGUCAACAACAGAGAACACAACAACAGUUAUAGUCCAUGAAGCUAUAAGUGAAGAAUAUGAGUGGGUUCAGUUUAACAAACAACUCCGUCUCAUUCGUUCGGUCAAAGACGAUAUGUACCAAAUGCAAAGUAUUUUGACAGCAUGUUUUGCUCCAGAUACUAAGAAACCACAAGACUGGUUUAGGAACCAAAGCACACAAGAACUUUUGAGCGAAGUACAGCGAGACAUACUUUUUUCUGAAAACAGUGAAGAACAGCGAGUAAGUAAAAAACCUCAGUCGCCAAAACUCUAUGAAAACAGUGAAGAACAGCGAGUAAGUAAAAAACCUCAGUCGCCAAAACUCUAUGAAAAUCGUGAAAAAUUGCCAAACGGUUUGAGAGGAUAUUAUGUACAUAGACUUCUUGUAAAUGCUGUUGCAAUGUGGGCUUCGCCUCGUUAUGCUUGGUAUAUUUACAGACUUCUUGACGAAAUUCAUAGACAAGAACGUGAAGAGAUGGAAAACAAGCUUGAAGCAAAAGACAAAAGCAUUCAGAAAAGAAUACCACGUUCGGUACCAAAAGGAAAGGAAAAGAACUAUAAGUAUAUGAUUUAUACUGAAGAGAUGGAAAAUGAAGAAGAUAAAGAUAUGGUUAUGUUGCAUUUAGUCAGAAGAAACAACAAAAGCUUUUACGACCUUGCUAAGAUUUACAAAUCUGACAGAAAUUGGUUCUAUCGCGAAAACUUACCGAUUUCAAUGACACCGAAUGAAGAUGUGAAACAAAUAGUUCAAGAUACGUUACCUCAAACACACUAUGAUAUGAAAGGUUGUACAAUACUUACCUUCAAAGAAGACUUACCGCUACUGAAAGAAAAAAUAACAGAGUAUUUUGACAACUUCAAACAAGUAGGGUAA